AUGAUGGGAACAUUAGACUUGGAGUGUGCAGAGGAGGGCAAACUGCCCCCGCAAACAGAGGAUCGGACAUUUCUCUUUCAUGCGAAGACCGCAUUUCUCAUCACCAAAAGUGAUGUGAAGACCACGAUCCUCCCUGCUACAACAUUCGCACUCACAGCCUCCCUCUCGGGAGUCCUAACCUCAUCAUCGCCUACUGCUUCCACUUCCACUUCCUCAUCCUCACCAACCCUCACCACCCUCCUCCUCAGCCUCCUCAAAUCCAUCAUCUGGACAUGGCUCAACCUCUGGAUCUUCAACCUCUCCAACCAACGCCUCCCCAACUCCAUCCUCGAAGACUCCAUCAACAAACCCUGGCGCGCCAUCCCCUCCGGCCGCCUCUCCGCCUCCCAAGCCCGCCUCCUCCUCCUCCUCUCCAUCCCCCUCGUCCUCCUCUCAACCCUCUACCUAGGCGGCACGAAAGAGAGUCUCUUCCUCAUGGUCCUGACCUGGAUAUACAACGACCUCGGCGCCGCCGAAGAGUGUUUCCUAAUCCGACACAUCAACAACGCCCUUGGCUUCACCACGUUCGGCGCAGGAGCCGCGCAGGUCGCUUGCUACGGCAGUGGCAGCGCGCUCAACACCACGACGUACUGCUGGCUAGCUGUCAUCGCAGUGGCCAUCACCUGCACGAUCCAGUUCCAGGACAUGGAGGACCAAGAAGGCGACCGGAUGCGGUCCCGGCGGACGCUGCCGAUUGUGCUUGGGGAUUCCCAGACGCGGCGGAUUAACGCGCUGACGAUUAUCGUGUUCUCGUUUGUGGCGCCGGCGUUUUGGCGGUUGUCGCUUGCGGGGUACACGGUGCCUGUGGGGUUGGGGUUGGUCAUUGCGGUGAGGACGUUGGUGAGGAGGGAGUUGAAGGCGGAUAGGCAGACGUUCAAGUUGUGGUGUUUGUGGUUGAUGGUGGUGUAUGUGUUGCCGUUUGCGAAGGGAGAGGCGGGUGUAGGUGUGGGUGGUGCUUGGGGUUGGAUGCGGUGA
Molecule: messenger RNA, 1014 nt
Organism: Cadophora gregata
Lineage: Eukaryota; Fungi; Ascomycota; Leotiomycetes; Helotiales; Ploettnerulaceae
Exons: 2
Coding region: 1-1014 (337 amino acids)
Cellular component (GO): membrane
Molecular function (GO): transferase activity, transferring alkyl or aryl (other than methyl) groups
Source: RefSeq, a predicted model, not a curated record